CAUUUAACAGCACUGAUAUCGACCGGUCCUUAACCAGGUUCAAGCUGGCACCCAUCCUCACGCUAUAGAUAGACUUUUCCAAGUAAUUAAACUACAACUCCCAGCAGGUAUCGGGACACCUGCUUACGCCACGCUUCAGUAACUGCUGGCAGGCAGAGCCGUAUACACAACUUCUGCUGGUACAUAGAGAAUAGUACAAAGUACGCACAGUCUCGCUGUGGGCGGAACUAAAAACCCAAACUGAGCGUGAAAGGGGGAGGGAAAGGAGACGAUUGGGCGAGCCCCGCCACCUUUCAGACCAAUCGGUCCCCGCCCUCUUUCCCUGGGUAGGAGGGGCUGGCGCGUGACACUGUCGGCGGGUGCCAGUAAAGUGCUGCUGCUUGUUGCCGGGGGGCAGGACGGAGUAGCUUCAGAUAUUCAACAGGCUGUUGAAGAGUUCGCAGCGGUUUCUGCGUGGGUCUGAGCGCUGUGACGCAGGGAGUCCGGUUUUCUGGGGCAGCGUUAGAGCUUUUCGGAUCUGGAGCCUCGCUGGACGGGCAGUCUUUCAUUGACAGGGACAAACCCCCCCUGCCAGCGGAUAAAGUGACUAAAACUUUGUAUUUGUUGCUGUGCUGCCCCUGAGUGUACCACUCUCCCUAUAGGGGGGUGCCCACCUGGCUGUAAGUCUUUCUCCGGUGGGUAGCCCCCUUACUGUCGCAGUGAGUUGAAACCAUGGCUGAGGCUCCUCAGCCCCCGCCACCUCUGGUGGAGAUAGACCCGGAUUUUGAGCCCUUUUCUCGGCCCAGAUCUUGCACUUGGCCCUUACCCCGGCCGGAGUUUAACCCCAGCAGUUCGGCCAAUUCUUCCCCGGCGCCUUCUCUACAACCCGAGCCGGCAGCCGGCAAUGUGGACUUUCUGAGCAACCUUAGUCUGCUGGAGGAGAGCGAGGACUUUGACCCGGCAGAGGCGCUUGGAGUAUGCGGGGAUUUCCCGUGCCAGGAUAUCCGACAGCUUCAGCCCCCUAUCCCGCAACAGCAGCAGCAACACUCCCAGCAGCAGCAGGAGGCCCUUACUUUACUUGCCCCCUCCGUGCCGUCCGCUCUGUCCCCGGCCUCCUCCCCGUCCCCCCUGGGAGCCCAACAGCCCCGCAAGAGCAGCUCCUCCCGCCGCAACGCCUGGGGCAACCUGUCCUACGCCGACCUCAUCAGCCAGGCCAUCGAGAGCUCCCCGGAGAAGCGGCUCACCCUGUCCCAGAUCUACGACUGGAUGGUGAAGAGUGUGCCCUACUUCAAGGAUAAGGGCGACAGCAACAGUUCCGCCGGCUGGAAGAAUUCUAUUCGCCAUAAUCUAUCCCUGCACAGUAAAUUUGUGAGAGUACAAAAUGAAGGAACUGGUAAAAGCUCUUGGUGGAUCCUCAACCCUGAAGGAGGCAAAAAUGGUAAAUCCCCUAGAAGAAGAGCCGCUUCUAUGGACAACAACAGCAAAUUUGCCAAAAGUAGAGGAAGAGCUGCCAAGAAAAAGGCAUCGAUGCAAUCUAGCCAGGAUGGCAGCAGUGAUAGCCCUGGAUCACAAUUUUCAAAAUGGCCUGGAAGCCCCAGCUCACAGAGUAAUGAUGACUUUGAAGCGUGGAGCACAUUUCGACCUAGAACAAGUUCCAAUGCGAGCACAAUCAGUGGGAGACUCUCUCCAAUUAUGCCAGAACAGGAUGAUCUUGGAGAUGCAGAUGUACACAAUCUGGUGUAUCCUUCAUCAGCAACCAAACUGACUUCUACUUUGCCAAGCCUUUCAGAAAUGGGAAAUUCAGAAAAUAUGGAGAACCUUUUGGACAACCUAAACCUUCUCACGCCAAACACUUCAACACAGUCCUCACCUGCUUCAAUGAUGCAGCAAAGUGGUUAUUUAUUUACAUCACCAAACACAAGUUUGGGUUCCCCCAAUUCUGAAUACAGAAAAUAUAGUUAUGCUCAAACUGGCAUAAGCCCAAUUUCACAGAUGCCUAUGCAAACCGUUCCAGAGAAUAAGUCAGGCUACAGAGCUGUUGGCCAAUAUCCUGUUCCUGCUGGACUUCUUAAGGAGCUUCUCACGUCAGAUUCACCCCCACAUAAUGAUAUUUUAACGCCUGUAGAUCCUGCCGUUUCACAAGCUAACAACAGAGUGCUCGGACAGAAUUCAUUAAUUGGAUCCAAUUCCAUAAUGCCGGCAUAUGGCAGUCAGCCAGCCCCCAAUAAAAUGAGCAGUCAUCCCCACUUGCAUCAACCUAAUCACCCGACGUCCAUCAAUGGUCGUCCAAUUGCGCAUAACCCUGGCAUUAACCGCUUAUCUUCAGUGAAAACUUCAGUACAAGUGCCUAUGCCUCAUCAACCCAUUCAAAUGACAAGCAUGGGUUCUUAUUCAAUGAACAGCUGUAAUGGCUAUGGAAGAGUUGGCAUUGUGUCCAUUCACCAGGAGAUCCUUCCCAGUGACUUGGAUGACAUGUUGAUUGAAAGCUUGGACUGUGACGUGGAGUCGAUUAUUCGGAAUGACCUCAUGGAAGAUGGAGAAGCAGAUUUUAACUUUGAUAGCAUAUUACCUAACCAAAGUUUUCCUCACAGUGUAACAACAACCACACACAGCUGGGUUUCUGGGUAAAUGGUGUUCUCAGAGACUUUAUGGAGAAGAGAGGAAGAUACGGCCAAAGAUAUCCUGUUCCCUUCUCCAGUCACCUUUUAAAAGAACUGUACAUAUUUUUUGUUUCAAUUUAACAGAGAAAUGGAGUUUUCUUAACAGAUCUUUGACCAGAACACGCAGGUUUCGUGCUGCUCUUGGACCUCAUAUCACUUUAAAGUGCCAAACUGACUAGAACAUGUAAUAAAUACAUGGCCGCCAUCAAUUUCUGCUGUGUGGGUGCAUAGGCAGCAGAGAAUGCUUGCAAAUUCAUUGUGCUCCAGGUGCUUGCAUUGAGUUCGAGACCAGUCGAGACCAGUCCAUUGAGUUCGAGACCAGUUCGAGACAACAGGGGUUAAAAUAAAAUCUGCAGUGCAAGAUACACUUCUGAUGCUUCAGAAAUACACCCGAAAACCAUGUCCUAUCCAUCACAAAGUGGCAGUACAGCUUUUCAAGAACCACAUAAUCACCUGCAACGUAUUAAUGCUACUUACUUGCUGCUUUCUUAAUCACCAACUCAUUAUUUAGCUCAAGAUUGACAUUUUAUUAGAACACUUUCUCUGGUUCCUGGGCUGAUGCUGUGCACAAACCUGGCAAGCCUUUCCCAUGCUUUCUGAUGCUGCGGCAUAUUCAACUUUGAUCAACAGCGAGAGUGUCUUUUAAAUCAGAAUUUUAAGGUUUUUUACUGAAUCCUCCUAAAUGAAUACAGCUUUGUGUUGCUUUUGCAUUGAUCCAGUAAGAAGAGCGAAACAUUGCCGUGCCAUACCCUCAGAUGAUUUACAUACAAAUGAAAUUGAAAAAGAAAUGUGUAAAAAAUGGCAAAUAUUAUGUAUGACAAAUUAUAUGUAUAAUGUUUUUAAGCCAUUUCUUGUGAUUACAAUUGUAUGAAUUUAAUCUCUUCAGUUUGUAUCUGCACUGUACCAUUAUUUUGUUUUUAUGUAAUACAGGUAUGGGAUCAGUUAUCUAGACUGCAUGUGACCCGGGGGGUUUCUGAAUACAAGGGUCAUGUUAAGUUGUUUUAGUUGCCAUCAAACGCACGGUACUGUCUUUUUACAGAGGGGAAAAACAAAUUUGUCAGAAAUUACGAUUUUUUUAAACCAUAUUUCCAUAUUGUGGAGCUUUCUGGAUAAUGGGUGUUCCCAAGAAUAGAUCCCACUCCCCUAUAAUGAGGUUUGGUCCAACAGAACUGGAUUUGGGUGCUUUUUUUUUUUUUUGUAAAGUUUAAA
This is a messenger RNA of Xenopus laevis (African clawed frog), 3848 nucleotides long. It is a transcript of the gene foxo1.L, whose product is annotated as forkhead box O1 L homeolog. Gene Ontology annotation, molecular function: DNA-binding transcription factor activity; sequence-specific DNA binding; DNA binding. Gene Ontology annotation, cellular component: cytoplasm; nucleus. Bases 712 to 2607 code for a protein of 631 amino acids. The record is from RefSeq and is a predicted model, not a curated record. Gene Ontology annotation, biological process: regulation of DNA-templated transcription; insulin receptor signaling pathway; regulation of transcription by RNA polymerase II. Lineage: Eukaryota; Metazoa; Chordata; Amphibia; Anura; Pipidae. The transcript has 3 exons.